CUUCUGCGCUUUUCACGGUGCCCACCCAGCGUGCAACCUAGGCGAGAACCGCCUCCCCCUCCGCUCCUUCCAGCUCGCUCUGUAAUCUGCAUCAGCCUCGCCCGCCGCCGUCGCCGCCAUGGGGAGGGGAAAGUUCAAGGGGAAGCCCACAGGCCGCCGCAACUUCUCCACACCCGAGGAGAUCGCUGCUGGUACUUCAGGUCGGCCACGCACCUUUAAGAAGAAGGAGGAAGAGGAAGAUGAGGAAGAGGUAGAAAGAGAAGAGUCUGAGGAAGAAUCUGAAGAGGAUUCUGAUGAAAAGACUAAACAUAAAGGCACUGAGGGUAUUAUUCAGAUUGAAAAUCCAAACUUGGUGAAAGCCAAGAAUAUAAAGGCCAAGGAAGUUGAUUUUGGCAAGACAACUGAACUCUCAAGGCGUGAAAGAGAGGAGCUUGAGAAACAAAAAGCUCAUGAACGUUAUAUGAAGCUUCAGGAGCAAGGAAAAACAGAACAAGCACGAAAAGAUUUGGAACGUCUUGCUUUAAUAAGACAACAAAGGGCUGAUGCGGCGAAGAAACGCGAAGAGGAGAAAGCUGCCAAGGAGCAGAGGAAGUCCGAAGCACGGAAGUAACUGCAACAGUCAUGGACCAAGAGUCCACGAAGUGACGAAGGCACGAUCUGCGUCGAUUGGAUAUUUGUUUCUAAUGCACCAGCUACCUUUUCAUAGACCCGGCCUCUAUUCUGUAUUCCCAUAAAAAUAUGCAUUGACAGUUGACACCAGUCUCGUGGUCGUGGUUUCCUGUAAACUUGAGCUUGACAAAACUGAAAAGUAGUAAAGAUCAGCUUGCAAGAAACUGGCUCUUCUU
This is a messenger RNA of Zea mays, 845 nucleotides long. RefSeq names its product heat- and acid-stable phosphoprotein. The record is from RefSeq and is marked validated. Lineage: Eukaryota; Viridiplantae; Streptophyta; Magnoliopsida; Poales; Poaceae.